Molecule: messenger RNA, 1012 nt
Organism: Hypoxylon trugodes
Lineage: Eukaryota; Fungi; Ascomycota; Sordariomycetes; Xylariales; Hypoxylaceae
Product: histone-fold-containing protein
Exons: 2
Coding region: 86-766 (226 amino acids)
Biological process (GO): rRNA transcription
Cellular component (GO): nucleosome
Molecular function (GO): structural constituent of chromatin; protein heterodimerization activity; DNA binding
Source: RefSeq, a predicted model, not a curated record
AAAUAAUCAACAACACAACGCCCAGCAGGUGCGAAUUUGAUUUUUCUCUGAUCCUGCAUUUACGCACUGGCCAUCUGAUUAGUUAAUGCCCCAGGCACCUUCCCUUACACACACAAUCAGCCAGAGGGAAGACCCACCUCCUCACAUAUUUAAUCCAGUCCCCCACCCUUCCUCCAAUCCAUUUUCUUUUCAUCAUUCACAACCCACUUCCAGAGUCUUUAGCUCAAUCUACCAUCAACAACAACCAUCAAUACAUCUACUUUCAUCAACCUUUUCAUCACCAAAUCAAUCACCAACAUCAUCUACAAUGGCCCGCACUAAGCAGACCGCCCGUAAGUCCACUGGUGGCAAGGCUCCCCGUAAGCAGCUCGCUUCCAAGGCUGCCCGCAAGAGCGCACCCUCUACCGGAGGUGUCAAGAAGCCUCACCGCUACAAGCCUGGUACCGUCGCUCUUCGUGAAAUUCGUCGCUACCAGAAGUCGACUGAGCUUUUGAUCCGCAAGCUCCCCUUCCAGCGUCUGGUUCGUGAGAUCGCUCAAGACUUCAAGUCCGACCUCCGCUUCCAGUCCUCCGCCAUCGGUGCUCUCCAGGAGUCCGUCGAGUCUUACCUCGUCUCCCUCUUUGAAGACACCAACCUGUGCGCCAUCCACGCCAAGCGUGUCACCAUCCAAUCUGUAAGCAUACCCAAUAGUAUCACUACCUAUUAUUACAUAUCACUAACAACCAUUGCAGAAGGACAUCCAACUUGCCCGCCGCCUCCGUGGUGAGCGCAACUAGAGUGCCACUCUUGUUCUAUAGUGGCCUUGGUGGAUGAAGGAACUUUGGGCAGACGCUGCACUUUAUGAUUCUCACAGGGAUGGCAUGACGACUCGGUUUUACAGGGAAAGGUUAAUCAAUGGCGUUUGCGAAUGCGUUUGCUUUUUGCACGGUUAAGGGUUGUACAUCAGUCAUAGGCAGGUUGCUGACGAGCACUGCGAUACUGAACACAUGAAUCAUAAAACAUGAACAAAUAA